UUUAUUUAAAGCAAAUCCAAUCAUCGACCAAUCAGUGUUGCUUACAUGGACAUCUACUAGAGUUUUGUAUGAUAUUUUUAAACCUAUCAUUAAUUUUGUACUAUUUAGUCGUAAUCUUCUUAGAAAUGUCAAUCACUUGUUUACUGUUAGAUCAUGACAGUCAUCAGGUAAAGGGACUAAAAUGGGGAAGAGAGGGUUACCUGAGCUCGACUUCCAGGAGAAUUUAAACCUCCGUUUGCCGUGAAGAGAAACCCUAAAUAUACCUCACCUAAUCUGCUUAGGGGACUUGUGGUUGGAGUUAGUCUUUGUCCUGAUGGAAAGCACACAGCCACUCACACACUGACAAUGAUAAAGAGUCAGAGAUCAGCUUAAAAACUUGGUAUCCAGCAGAGCAGCCUGCUGCAUGCUUCCAAACCCACAGUCAUUCUGCAGUCUGGACUGUUUGGCUGAAACAUGAACAGGUCCAGCCUCCUAACCCUCAACUCCCUGGGAAAGCUCUGCGGCUCCGGUAACAGCAGCGACAUGGUGAUCCUGGACCGGGUCAAGAGGAAGAACUCUGUGAGGCGGAUGUCUAUCAUUGAGGACGGGCAGCUGGCCGAGGUGCUUUACCUGAUCCCCAAACAGUGCAUGAUGGAGCAGCUGCCCUUCAUCAACCCCGAGGACUACAUCCUCUGUGAAAAGCUGGCUGGGAUUCCUGCAGAGGUUUCAGUGCUGCAUGCCCCAGACAGCUGCCAGCCAAGUCCUCCAGCAGGAAAACAGCCCAUCCAGUGCUUCAGAUGUGGAGGACUGUGCAAAGGAGAGGCGCUGCGCGUGCAGAGCAGCUACUUCCACAUUAAAUGUUUCACAUGCAAAGUGUGUGGCUGCGACUUGGCUCGGAGCGGCUUCUUCAUGAGGAACGGCGACUGCCUCUGCCCGGUGGACUUCCAGCGCCUUUAUGGCACGCCCUGCACCACCUGUGGGGAAUUUGUGGAAGGGGAGGUGGUCACAGUCCUGGGGAAGUCCUACCACCCAGCCUGCUUUGUUUGCACCAUAUGCAAACAGCCUUUCCCUGCAGGGGACUACGUAACCUUCAGGGGAAAAGACUGCCUCUGCCAGCGCUGCACCGAACCCGUGUCACCUUCUAAUCAGAUCCGUCAUCACAGUGAUUGUUCGGGCUGCGGCAGAGACAUCAAAAACGGCCAGGCUCUGUUAGCCCUUGGAGGUCAGUGGCACCUUGGCUGCUUCAAAUGCAAAGCUUGCGGGAGGAUCCUGAGUGGGGAGUUCAUCAACAAAGAUGGCUUUCCUUACUGUGAGAGGGACUACCAGACUCAGUUUGGGGUUAAAUGCGAGGUGUGUCACAGGUUCAUUACAGGAAAAGUCCUUGAGGCUGGUGAAAGACAUUACCACCCGGGUUGUGCGAGAUGCUACAGGUGCGGUAAAAUGUUUACAGAGGGAGAAGAAAUGUUGGUUCAAGGUGCAACAAUGUGGCACCCGUACUGCAAAGACAACGGCAGAACAGAGGAGAGCUUUAGAGUCAACAGAGCCAAGACGCCUUGCCUUGAUUUCUUUUUCCCCUCAAAUGAAUUAAAGCCCAACAGAUCAUCGUCUGAAAGCUCCUGCUCCAGGCCGGGCUCGUGCACGCCCAGCAGCCCCGGCAGAACCAUCUGCGCAAAAGUAGAUAAUGAGAUCAUUGAUUACAGAGACUUAGCUGCAAUUCCCAGAGUCAAGGCUAUAUACGAUAUAGAGCAUCCAGACAUGAUAUCCUAUAAGUCUGUAAACGUCAACUCCUCUGCUUUGGACGACAAAGGAAACACACAGAACAGAAGAAGCCUGACAGAGUCACCAGGAAAAAUGUCUGAAGCCACUGAGGAGAGUAUUGAAAUUAGACCAUGCGUACCAAAAUCUUCCAGCCAUGGAUCUUUUGGAGGUCAAACCAUAUGUUACCGACACAGCUACAGUCCCAGUCUAUCCAGUUCACCCAAACACUUCCACCGACCAGGUUCUACUUCUUUGCUUCAUGGAAACAAAAAUGUCACCUGCACUGCUUCUCCUUUAAGCCACCACUCUUUCUCUAAAACAGAAGCAGAUGAAGGCUUCGAUUUCUACAGGAGGCCUCCCAUUUAUAAACAGCAAGAUCCAGAUUCCUCCUCAUCCCAAACAGCCUCUUUUCCCGAAUACAACCACAACUUCCUGAGUUUGCCUCAGUCAGCUGAUUACUGCCACACCAGCCAUGAAAGAUUCAACUUUAAGCUCACCAGCGAUGGUCAAGUCCCACUAACACGAACGGAAAGAGGAGUGUCUAUGCCUAAUUUAUUGGAACCUAAAGUCUACCCGUAUGAGUUGCUAAAAGUCACAAACAGAGGUCGGGUGAAGCUUCCCAAGGAUGUUGACAGAACAAGGCUCGAGCGCCACCUGUCUCCAGAGUCAUUCUCUGAAAUCUUUGGGAUGAAAAUUCAAGAAUUUGACAGACUUCCACUUUGGAAACGCAACAACAUGAAGAAGAAGGCAGAUCUUUUUUGAAUAGUGUUUGAAACUGACAGUCUGUUACCACAUUACAGUGAG
Cyprinodon variegatus (sheepshead minnow) is the source of this 2541-nucleotide messenger RNA. RefSeq names its product actin-binding LIM protein 1-like. Gene Ontology annotation, molecular function: actin filament binding. The coding region runs from base 454 to 2499 and encodes 681 amino acids. Gene Ontology annotation, biological process: lamellipodium assembly; cytoskeleton organization; cilium assembly. Gene Ontology annotation, cellular component: stress fiber; actin cytoskeleton. Lineage: Eukaryota; Metazoa; Chordata; Actinopteri; Cyprinodontiformes; Cyprinodontidae. The transcript is spliced from 21 exons. The record is from RefSeq and is a predicted model, not a curated record.